AUGUCACUACGACGAAACAUAGACAGCAAUACUCUUCCGACAGCUAAUCCAGUGACACUCGACGUUCCUCUGUCCCGAGACUCAUCUUACGAAGAAAUUCCAUACGGCGGGGGCACAUACGGCUCCUUUCCUUUUCGAAACCACUUCCCUCAUACAACUCAACACACUGUGGGGAGCGACGACGAGCGGCUACCAUUACACAACAUGGAGGCUGAACCACGUCGAAGAAACGUCGCUUUUGACCAUUCGAAUCUACCACAUGAGGGAUGGGUACAUGGGGAUUCGGUGCCAGUAUACCAACCAUAUUCCAACGAUGUAGAUGGCGGGAGAGCUGUGUAUGAAAAAGCGCGGAUAGGAUAUGCAACAGGGCGAUUACCUCCUCGCCAACCAAAGGAAAAGCCGCACUUGGUACGUCCCAGUAUACAUCUAUGGGCCCCCUUUUAUUAUACUUUGCUGGGCCUCUUCACUCGGAUACACGACAUUGGUUUAGCGCCCUAUGUUAUUUGGGACGAAGCUCACUUUGGAAAAUUUGCUUCACAUUACCUCAAACGAGAAUUCUAUUUCGAUGUCCACCCCCCGUUGGGAAAAAUGCUAGUGGCAUUUGUUGGUCUGAUAUCAGGUUAUGAUGGGUCAUUUGAAUUUAAGAGUGGUGAUCAGUACCCAAGCGGUCUACCUUACGUCGCCAUGCGCGUCUACCUCGCACUGUUUGGGGUAGCGAUGAUCCCGCUAGGAUGGUUGACCGCAUCAGAGCUGCAUUUCAGUUAUAGAGCGCGUCACUUAGUCACUUGGAUGGUGUUAUUCGAUUUAGCUUGGCUUACUAUCAGUCGUUUCAUUCUUUUGGAUUCCCUUCUCCUAUGUUUUACUUGCACAACUGUGUAUUUUUUGACCAAAUUCCAUAAUCAACAGUACCGAUCUUUUUCGUUUGAUUGGUGGUUAUGGCUUAUAAUGACAGGUCUCUCUAUUGGUGCUGUGACAAGCGUGAAAUGGGUUGGAAUGUUUGCGACAGCCCUGGUGGGACUUUACACUAUUGAAGAUCUUUGGGAUAAGUUCGGGGAUCUUCGAAUGCCAGUGCGAAUAUACGCCAAACACUGGGCAGCUCGCAUAUUGUGUCUCAUCAUCUUGCCAUUCAUGGUGUACCUUACUUGUUUUAAGAUUCACUUCCUCAUCUUGAGCCAAUCCGGACCAGGUGACUCUCAAAUGAGCUCACUCUUCCAGGCUAACCUGGAGGGAAAUGAUUUUUCGCGGAAUCCAUUAGAGGUUGCUUUCGGUUCUCGCGUUACUUUGAAAAAUGUUGGUUAUGGCGGAGGAUUGCUCCACUCUCAUGUGCAAACAUUCCCUGUCGGUUCCUUACAGCAGCAAGUUACCUGUUAUCAUUACAAAGACGAUAACAAUAACUGGGAUAUUCUCCCCUCAUGGGACGAGCCAAGACUGGAUCCCAACUCUUCCGAGAUUCGGUUCCUCCUCGACGGUGACACGGUGCGAUUGCAACAUGGAUCCACAACCCGAAUGUUACACUCGCAUGCCAUUCCAGCUCCAAUCACUAAGUCGGAUUGGGAAGUCAGCGGUUACGGAAACGACACAGUUGGGGACGUUAAUGAUCAUUGGGUAGUCGAGGUUCAUUCGGAUCUUUUUCAAGGGAAAUCAUCAGGAUCGAGGGUGCAUUCCUUGACCACGCGAUUGCGCUUCCGCCACAAGACUUUAGGGUGUUAUCUGAAAGCAAACAACGUUGUUCUCCCUGGAUGGGGUUUCAAGCAGACUGAAGUUACGUGCGACAAAGAAAACAACCCCGAUAAUCCCCACACGCACUGGAAUGUAGAAAGUCAUUGGAACGACCACCUGCCCCCUGGCGAAGCGAAGCAGUACCACUCUCCCUUCCUUGCGGACUUUUGGCAUCUCAACGUAGCCAUGAUGACGUCAAACAACGCUCUUGUUCCUGAUCCAGACAAGUUUGAUAUAUUGGCAUCUACUCCUGACCAGUGGCCGUGGCUUAAGGUCGGUCUUCGCAUGUGUGGAUGGGGUGACAAUCAAACAAAGUAUUAUUUGAUUGGUAAUCCUAUCGUUUGGUGGGGCACAACGUUCAGUCUUAUCCUCUUUGUCGCGACCUUCGGCAUCUACAUGUUGCGAUGGCAAAGGAAGUACAAUGAUUUAGGACCGGAGGAAUGGCAGCAAUUAUUACACCCUGGAAAGAUUGCCCUAUAUGGGUGGUGUCUUCACUACAUCCCUUUUCUAGCUAUGGGCCGAGUGACGUACAUUCAUCAUUAUCUUCCUACCCUAUGGUUUGCCGUAUUGAUGGGAGGGCAUAUGCUCGACCACCUCGUAUUUUCGGAGAAGCGGCGGUUUACUGAGACAACGAAAUCUGUACUAUUGUUCAUUUGUGGGAUUGCGAUCUUCGGCACAUUUUGGUGGUUUAAGGGUGUUUCGUACGGCAUCAAUGGUCCAGUCGGAGAACAUAAGGGUAUACAGUGGAGAAAUAGUUGGAAUAUCUACAAUUGAUUCCUUCAAAUCUGACUUCAUGUCGCAUCUUCGCAUUAUAAUUCUUUCGCCCCCUGUUUUAUGGCAUUCUAUCUGACUCGGACCAUCAUCCGCUUAAGACGAGAAGGCAGUGCCCGUUACUUGGCGAUAGCUCGCUCUUCAUAGUUAAUUUAAGCCACAAAUACUCUGUUUGGGUAGUAUAAACGGCGGCAACGGCGAGAUAGCACAU
Messenger RNA from Cantharellus anzutake, 2701 nucleotides. Its product is annotated as glycosyltransferase family 39 protein. The record is from RefSeq and is a predicted model, not a curated record. Bases 1 to 2493 code for a protein of 830 amino acids. Gene Ontology annotation, biological process: protein O-linked glycosylation via mannose. The transcript has 14 exons. Gene Ontology annotation, cellular component: membrane; endoplasmic reticulum. Gene Ontology annotation, molecular function: dolichyl-phosphate-mannose-protein mannosyltransferase activity. NCBI's taxonomy places the organism in Eukaryota, Fungi, Basidiomycota, Agaricomycetes, Cantharellales, Hydnaceae.